GAUAAUGAGAGUCACCGCUACUUGUAUGUGUAACUUAUUCAUUCUUAUAGUCAUGUUUAAGUGUUUCAAAUAUUUCAAGUAAAGCAAAGGUAUUUUAGUAUAUUGAAUAUAGAAUUAGGUUUGGUUUGAAGGCUGUAAUUUUCUUUACCAGUAAAUGUCGGAAUAUAGCUCCAUUUCAUGCUUGACCACAGGUUGUUCGGGAAAUCCAUGUCAUCGGGGAACAUGUAUACCAAUGAAUAAUCAGUAUUUCUGUCUGUGCUCACCUGGAUAUGUGGGACAUAACUGUGACAAAGACACUGAUGAUUGUGCUAACAGCCCAUGUGAGUACGGAACAUGUAAAGAUAUGGUAGAUGAUUUCUAUUGUGAAUGUGUUGUUUUCUCCAAAGGCAAAAUGUGCAGCAAAUUUACAUCAUGGGCUAUUGCUUUUAUCUGCUCUACUUUUUGCAUUCUGUUGCUGUUACAGGUGCCUUUUUGGAACAGAUUACGAAAAAAAGAAAGUAGAACCACUGAGAAAAAUGUCUAUACAAUACCAAGCAGAAAGACCACCACCAACGGAAAGACAACCCCCAAUAGAAAGACCACCAAGUUAUGAUGAUUGAUAGGAAUGUCUGUACCUGAAAAUGUCAUGGAUAAAUUGCAGUGUGAUAAUUAAACAUGUUAUCGUAUUACAUUUUCAUUUAAUUUUCCAUUUCGUCUAUAAUAAAUUUCUGACAAUAGAGCUAAACAAAUUUAUUCAUUAUAACUUGUUUUUUUUUAUCCUAUUUGUUGAACAAUAAAAUCGGAGUAAAACUCAGUAUAUAGCAUUUGAUUAAACCAAUAUUCACGCUACUACGUUUGAAUGUUUCAUGAAACCGUUACACUAAAAUAUAAAUACGUUUUUAGUUGAUAUGACCACAAUUUCAUGAUAUAAACAUUACAUUGAUACCGAGUAGACCUACGCAAAGGGAAAAAAAACCACAAUUCACCCUCACAUCGUUGGUGGUGCUUAAAACUAGAGAAUCAAUACACACAGGAAUACUUUUAUACGCUAAAAAGAAACUGCCUUCUGUCAAUUAAUAGUUGAUAGAUCAAGAAACUCGCAUCGUUAUCAGUGUUUUGAAUAAAAAAUAAGAUAAAAUAAAAAUAUCCUAGGGAAAUUCAAAACGGAAUGUCCUUUAUUAAAUAGCGAAACAUGCAAAAUCUCAAACACAUCAAACGAAUGGAUAACAACUGUCAUAUUUCGGACUUGGUACAACCAUGUCCUUUUGUUAAAAAUAAUGUUAUUUAAAUUUUUCACUUGACAGUCGAAUAAAACUGCAUUAUUGAAAUAUUAAUAACAAUGUGUAAAACAAACAGACAUCGGUAAAAAUGUCAAAAUUUGGUUACAGCAGUUCACAUUGCAAUGUAAUCUAAAUCACUAUAAAAACAAAUAACCAUUUCAAUAAAGAAACAGGACAGCAAAAACACUCUAUUUGGUGUUUGAUUUCCGUCAAUCAAACACCAAAUAUUUCGGACUGUUAACUAAAAAUGUAUAUUAUACUUUAUUCUAUUAGAUUCCAAAAACGUUAUUCAUAAUGGAAUGAGAAACAUGCACAAUACAUAAAAGCUCCUUGCAUAUUAAAUGUAAGAGGUAUCACAUUACAAAAGACAUGCUGGUUAUCCUCAACAGGGUGGUCAUCAUUUAAGAAAUGUUUUCUCUGAUAAAAAUUGAGUAUACAAAUCCCUGGUUUAGGCUGCUAUCAUUAUUUUCAAGUUGAUAAUGACUGUAAUGUGUGCAUAGUAAGCAUACCUAUAGGUUUAGAGCUUAUGACUGUAUUGUAUUCCAAGAUGACAGUGAUAUAUUUGUUUUUCAGUUACAUCAUGGCAAUUGCUUUUAUAUCAAUAG
Messenger RNA from Mytilus trossulus (common blue mussel), 1864 nucleotides. Its product is annotated as fibropellin-1-like. The record is from RefSeq and is a predicted model, not a curated record. Gene Ontology annotation, molecular function: Notch binding; calcium ion binding. Bases 155 to 592 code for a protein of 145 amino acids. The transcript has 5 exons. NCBI's taxonomy places the organism in Eukaryota, Metazoa, Mollusca, Bivalvia, Mytilida, Mytilidae.